Messenger RNA from Enterobius vermicularis (human pinworm), 1254 nucleotides. The record is from the annotation of a GenBank genome assembly. NCBI's taxonomy places the organism in Eukaryota, Metazoa, Nematoda, Chromadorea, Rhabditida, Oxyuridae.
AUGACUGUCUCUUACAAUAUUGAUAUCAUUAAAACAACAGCAUUUAGCGGUUUUUUAAAACUACAGUUUCGAUGGCGUGGUAGCAUCUGGAAACAGGUUAUCCGAGAGCUGAUACUGUUUACGGCAGCUUUUGCUGCAAUCACUGUUGUCUAUCGAACACCAAAUUUACUUUCCGAGAAUACCAGGAACAUAUGGGAUAAUUAUGCAGCACUUUUUGACCAACGAAUGGAUUAUAUUCCACUAACAUUUAUGCUUGGUUUUUUUGUAACAGUUAUUGUUGGACGAUGGAAUGAUAUUUUUAACAAUAUCGGUUGGAUUGAUAAUCCAGCACUAUAUGUUGCAACAUAUGUUCGAGAAGCUAAUAUGGAGAAAAGUCGUAUUUUACGACGAAAUAUUGUACGUUAUAUGGUGCUAACGCAAACACUAAUUUUUCGAGAUAUUAGUAUACAGGUUCGAAAACGAUUUCCAACUAUGGAAACAUUAGUGGCUACAGGUAACUCUUUCAAAAAAAGAAAAAAAUUAAAAUCAAUUAAAUAUAAAUAUUGGGUUCCCAUUCUUUGGUGUUAUUCGCUCUUGUACGAGGCUCGUAUGAGUGGCAAAAUUAUGAGUGAUGUAAUGCUGAAUAAUAUUAUUGAGCAAAUAAGACAGUUUCGUUCGGGUCUUGGACGACUUUGCAAUUAUGACUGGGUUCCUAUACCGCUUGUCUAUCCACAAGUUGUUUUCCUAGCUGUACGAUCUUAUUUUAUGCUAUGCCUAGUUGCUCGACAGUCUGUCCUAAUUGGUGGUGGUUCACCGGCAGCCGAAAGUCCUGCAUAUCCUGUAGUACCAUUCAUAAUGACAGCUCUGCAGUAUAUCUUCUAUGUUGGGUGGAUGAAAGUUGCUGAGAGUUUGAUGAACCCGUUGGGCGAGGAUGAUGACGAUUUUGAGUGUAACUAUUUAAUUGACAGAAAUCUUGCGGUAAAUUUUUCAAAUAAGUUUAACUCUAUAAAAUUUGCUAAAAUCCUAUCAUGCAGCAUUUUGCUUAAAUUUAGAUUACCGCCAAGUGUUGACGAAAUUGUAAUGAUGCCACAUGUGGAUCAACAGCAUAGCAAUGAUGCCGAGUCAUGUGUUGAGGAAGCAGUUAUUGAUGAUAAGGCUAAGCUGGUACCAAUAUCUCGUGGCGCAAGUUUAACGGGUAGCAAAAAUGCCGGUCAUGGAGGGUCAAUUCAUCGACCAAGUAUCAUACAGAAAGUAAAACGACAAUUUUCAAGGUAG